AUGGCAGUUCCACUAGCGACCAUUGACGGAUUUCCAUAUUGUCAAUUCGAUAUCAAAAACCAAGAUGAAUUCAAACGUGUUUCUGAAUUGAUUUCAACUCACUUGUCUGAACCAUAUUCAAUCUAUGUUUAUUGGUAUUUUUUGAACAACUGGCCACAAUAUUGCUUCAUUGUCAAGCAUGAAAAUCAUAUAAUUGGUGUCAUAAUAUCUAAGCUUGAACCACAUCGGGGAGUCCGAAUGAGGGGGUACAUUGGUAUGUUGGUGAUUGACCCCAAUUAUAGAAAAAAAGGCAUCGCUAGUAACUUGGUGAAAUUGACUAUUGACAAAAUGAUCAAGGACAAUGCCGAUGAGAUUAUGUUAGAAACAGAGGUAAUAAACAAUGGUGCAUUGAGGUUGUAUGAAAGUUUGGGUUUUCUACGAACGAAAAGGUUAUACCGUUAUUAUUUGAACACACAUGAUGCGUAUAGACUUAUCCUACCGUUAAGCUACAAGUCACACACAAGAAUCGCGUUCCUACCAGCUGUUCAGCUGUGA
Molecule: messenger RNA, 534 nt
Organism: Lodderomyces orthopsilosis Co 90-125
Lineage: Eukaryota; Fungi; Ascomycota; Pichiomycetes; Serinales; Debaryomycetaceae
Product: peptide alpha-N-acetyltransferase
Exons: 1
Coding region: 1-534 (177 amino acids)
Biological process (GO): N-terminal peptidyl-methionine acetylation
Cellular component (GO): NatC complex
Molecular function (GO): protein-N-terminal amino-acid acetyltransferase activity
Source: RefSeq, a predicted model, not a curated record